Benincasa hispida (wax gourd) is the source of this 1143-nucleotide messenger RNA. Lineage: Eukaryota; Viridiplantae; Streptophyta; Magnoliopsida; Cucurbitales; Cucurbitaceae. The record is from RefSeq and is a predicted model, not a curated record.
AUGCAUAAUGCAUCCCUUUCAUUUCAUCAAUUAGUUGCUUUGAUCCAAGGCUUUUCCUCUUGUGUUUCAGCUACAACUUUAACUGGAUUUCACUUUUCUGUAACUACAUUGAUUGGUUGGAUUUCAAAUGCCACUGGCUAUUCUGAAUCCAAGUCUAUUCCCUUCUGGGAACUCCUUUGGUUCUCGAUUAUCACCAACACGUCGAUAGUAGCCAUGAACUUCAACCUCAUGUUAAACUCUGUUGGAUUCUAUCAGAUAUCAAAGCUGAGCAGGAUACCAGUGGUUUGUGUACUUGAGUGGAUUCUUCAUGGAAAACAAUACUCAAGGGAAGUGAAGAUGGUUGUUACUAUGGUCGUCAGUGUUGGAGUCUGUACGGUGACUGAUGUCAAAGUUAAUGUCAAAGGCUUUCUUUGUGCCUUGGUAGCAAUCUUAUGCACAUCACUACAAAAAAUAUCAAUAGGUUCAUUACAGAAGAAGUACUCAAUAGGUUCCUUUGAAUUACUAAGCAAAACAGCUCCUAUACAAGCACUUUCCCUUCUAACAGUUGGUCCGUUCAUUGACUAUUGCCUUACUAGCAAAUCUCUACUGAAAUAUAACUACACUUUUGGUGCAUUCUGUUUCAUAUUACUGUCAUACUCCCUAGCUGUAUUCUGCAACAUUAGUCAAUAUUUGUGCAUCGGGCGUUUCUCGGUCGUAUCAUUCCAGGUUUUAGGCCAUAUGAAGACGGUAUGCGUGCUGAUGUUGGGGUGGCUGCUCUUUGAUUCAGAGAUGACAUUGAAGAACAUAUCAGGGAUGGUUUUUGCUAUUGUUGGGAUGGUGAUGUAUAGCUGGGCAGUUGAAAUUGAGAAAAAAGCCAAUGCAAUGGCCAUCCCUCAGAUAAGUGUUUGGAAGGGGUGGGGAGGAGAUGGAUUUCUUGCAACAACAAGGGAUUCAGGUGAAAAUUGUUCUUGGGUCCCUAGGUUGUAUUUGAGGUAUUAUUCAAUAAGGAUUAGAUUCAAGAAAACUCCAAGAUUGGGUGAGCUUGUGCGUGCUUUAGGAGGUGCUAUAGCAUCAACUUCUCUUUUUGGAGUUCCUCUAGGACAUAAUUCAUCAUUUCUUCAAGGUCCAACAUUUGCACCUCCUCGGAUCAGGGAGGUUAUCUAG